Messenger RNA from Medicago truncatula (barrel medic), 644 nucleotides. Its product is annotated as metallothionein-like protein 1. The coding region runs from base 109 to 336 and encodes 75 amino acids. NCBI's taxonomy places the organism in Eukaryota, Viridiplantae, Streptophyta, Magnoliopsida, Fabales, Fabaceae. Gene Ontology annotation, molecular function: metal ion binding. The transcript has 2 exons. The record is from RefSeq and is a predicted model, not a curated record.
ACCUUAUAAAUUGAUGUCACGUACAUCAUUAUAAGACAUCAAAUUCUAUUGAAGAUAACAUCUACCAAUCAAAUAUUAUUCUUUGCUUUGCAAGUUGAGUUUGUGAAUAUGUCUGGCUGUAAAUGUGGAAGUAGUUGCAAUUGUGGUGAUAACUGCAAAUGCAACAGCAGGUCUAGUGGGUUGGGCUAUCUCGAAGGUGAAACCACAGAAACCGUGAUUAUGGGCGUUGCUCCGGCAAAGAUCCAUUUUGAGGGUGCUGAAAUGGGUGUUGCAGCUGAGGAAGGUGGCUGCAAGUGUGGAGAUAGCUGCACAUGUGACCCUUGCAACUGUAAGUGAAGUGCAACUUAUGAAAGGUUGCAGCAGAGAUACUGGAACCAAUGUGUGUAUUUGUGUGUAUGAGUACACAUUUAAUGUAUAAGAAACAUGUGUGUUUGCUUUUUAAUUAGAAUAAUAUAAAGUGGUCAUAGAUCUCAUCUUCAGAAAAUUGAAAUGUUAGAUUUAAUUUGUUGAAGGUGUUAUGAGAGCUAUAUGGUUGCUUUGUGUUUGGUUGUAUUGUAUAAACUAUAGUCAAUAUAAGUCAUAAAUCUCUGCUUAUUACUAACUCUACAAGUAUUUAUCCAAGAAAUAGAAUGUAUCUUGUGAGA